Molecule: messenger RNA, 1485 nt
Organism: Lontra canadensis (Northern American river otter)
Lineage: Eukaryota; Metazoa; Chordata; Mammalia; Carnivora; Mustelidae
Gene: MECR
Product: mitochondrial trans-2-enoyl-CoA reductase
Exons: 11
Coding region: 389-1285 (298 amino acids)
Biological process (GO): fatty acid metabolic process
Cellular component (GO): mitochondrion
Molecular function (GO): trans-2-enoyl-CoA reductase (NADPH) activity
Source: RefSeq, a predicted model, not a curated record
GCUUGGCACCGCGGCUGGUCUGCCGCAGCCCCCUACUCCGCAUCUGCCGAGCCCUCCCGGGUCCGGGCGCUGGUCUAUGGGCAUCACGGGGACCCAGCCAAGGUCGUCGAUUCAUAUGGCAUCACAGGUGUACAGCCUUGGCCUCAAAGGAGCCAUUGUGAUCUUAUCCAGUCUGGGAUCUGUUGAGUGAAGACAGUGGCAUCCCUCCGAGUUGCCUGGCGCCAUUACACACACAGGGGAAGGCCGUGAACCGUCCCGGGGAAGUGACUUGAGAUCUAGCCAGACUGUGUUUGGGUGCCUCAUUUGCACUCCAGAACAGAGCCACCGGUUCCUUUGGCUGAAGAACCUGGAGCUAGCUGCUGUGGGCGGAUCAGACGUCCAUGUGAAGAUGCUGGCAGCCCCUAUCAAUCCAUCUGACAUAAAUAUGAUCCAAGGAAAUUAUGGCCUCCUUCCCAAGCUCCCUGCCGUUGGAGGGAACGAAGGCGUUGGACAGGUGGUAGCAGUGGGCGGCAGUGUGACUGGGGUGAAGCCAGGAGACUGGGUGAUUCCAGCCAAUGCCGGUUUGGGAACCUGGCAGACGGAGGCUGUGUUCAGUGAGGAAGCAGUGAUCAGCAUUCCAAGUGACCUCCCUCUUCAGAGUGCCGCCACCCUGAGUGUCAAUCCCUGCACGGCCUACAGGAUGUUGAUGGACUUUGAGCAGCUGCAGCCAGGAGACUGUGUCAUCCAGAAUGCAUCCAACAGUGGAGUGGGGCAAGCAGUCAUCCAGAUCGCUGCAGCCCUGGGCCUGAGGACCAUCAAUGUGGUCCGAGACAGACCUGACUUCCAAAAGCUGACUGACAGACUGAAGAGUCUGGGGGCCGAGCACGUUCUCACAGAAGAGGAGCUAAGGAAGCCUGAGAUGAAAAACUUCUUUAAGGACAUGCCCCCGCCGCGGCUUGCUCUCAACUGUGUUGGCGGGAAAAGCUCCACAGAACUGCUGCGACACUUAGCGCCUGGGGGAACCAUGGUGACCUACGGGGGAAUGGCCAAGCAGCCUGUCAUAGCCUCUGUGAGCCAGCUCAUUUUUAAGGAUCUCAAACUUCGAGGCUUUUGGUUGUCCCAGUGGAAGAAGGACCACAGUCCAGCCCAGUUCAAGGAGCUGAUUCUCACGCUGUGUGGUCUCAUCAGCCGAGGCCAGCUCACAGCCCCUGCCUGCUCCGAGGUCCCACUACAGGACUACCAGCGUGCCUUGGAAGCCUCGAUGCAGCCCUUCGUGUCUUCAAAGCAGAUUCUCACCAUGUGCUAAUCACAGAGGAGCCAGAGCGAGGUGGGAGGGGAGACGGAUCAGCCGGACUGGUUUCUGGCGCCUCGGUCAGGGCCCCCUCAGCCUUCUGUAGGCCGUCCUCUCUUCCAACUGGGAGGGUUGUGCAGCCAGCCAAGGCUUGCCCCAGGGCCAGCCCCAGGGUGUCUAAUAAAGUGAACUUCCGAAAAACAAACACAUACAAA